AUGUCUACAGACAAUAAAGGGCCAGACUCAAAGGAAAAAAUAUUACUCGAACCCUAUAAUUACCUAAUCUCUCAUCCCGGAAAAGACGUCCGAACGAAAUUCAUUACCGCGUUUGACGCAUGGCUAAAUGUGCCAAAGGACAUGUUAAAGAUCAUCACCAAGACAAUUGAAAUGCUACACACAGCAAGUCUAAUGAUCGACGACGUGCAAGAUGAUUCACACUUGAGAAGGGGUGUUCCUGUGGCUCAUCAUAUCUAUGGUAUUCCUCAAACGAUCAAUACUGCCAACUACGUGUAUUUCCUUGCUUUGAAAAAUAUUAUUCAGCUCAAUAUUCCCGAAAUGGUUAAUAUCUAUACCGAAGAGCUCAUACAUCUUCAUCAAGGUCAAGGCAUCGAGUUAUACUGGAGAGAUAGCUUAACGUGUCCAACAGAGGAAGAGUAUAUUGAAAUGGUCAACAACAAAACAAGCGGUCUGUUGAGACUUGGUGUAAGAUUGAUGCAAGCUGCAAGUAAAAGCCAAGUGGAUUACACUCCAUUGGUAAAUAUCAUUGGUGUUCAUUUCCAAGUACGUGAUGAUUACAUGAAUCUUCAGUCAAAUACAUACACCCAAAACAAGGGAUUUUGCGAGGAUCUGACUGAAGGCAAAUUCUCUUUUCCAAUCAUUCAUGCCAUAAGAGCAGAUCCGAGCAAUAGACAAUUAUUAAAUAUCAUCUCUCAAAAGCCAACGUCUGUAGAAGUAAAGCAGUACGCAUUGGAAAUCAUCAAAAGGACAGGUAGCUUUGAGUAUGUUCGCGAGUUCCUUUACAAGAAAGAACAGGAAGCAUUUGCAGAAAUCAAGAGGCUAGGAGGAAACCCCUUGUUGGAAAGAGUAAUGCAGACAUUAUCCGUGUCAAAUGAAAGUAGCAGUAACAGCAACAAUGAUAUUUAA
Messenger RNA from Rhizopus microsporus ATCC 52813, 927 nucleotides. Its product is annotated as geranylgeranyl pyrophosphate synthase. The coding region runs from base 1 to 927 and encodes 308 amino acids. The record is from RefSeq and is a predicted model, not a curated record. The transcript has 6 exons. Gene Ontology annotation, biological process: isoprenoid biosynthetic process. Lineage: Eukaryota; Fungi; Mucoromycota; Mucoromycetes; Mucorales; Rhizopodaceae. Gene Ontology annotation, molecular function: prenyltransferase activity.